GCUCACUCUGCUGCGGACGGGACAGAGCUCAGACAGCUUGCUCUGCGCUCCCCGGGUCCCUGGUAAGCUCUCCACCCUGUAGUCUCCUUGGGUGACCCGUAGGAUCGAAGUCACCAUGUUCAGCUGGCUGAAGAAGGGCGGGGCUCGGGGCCAGCGACCUGAGGCCAUCCGCACUGUGACCUCUUCCCUCAAGGAGUUGUACCGCACAAAACUUUUGCCCCUGGAGGAACACUACCGCUUCGGGGCUUUCCAUUCACCGGCCCUCGAAGAUGCCGACUUCGAUGGCAAACCCAUGGUGCUGGUGGCCGGCCAGUAUAGCACUGGCAAAACCAGCUUCAUCCAGUACCUUCUGGAGCAGGAGGUUCCUGGCUCUCGUGUGGGUCCAGAGCCCACCACCGACUGCUUCGUGGCUGUCAUGCAUGGCGAGACAGAGGGCACCGUGCCGGGCAAUGCUCUCGUUGUGGACCCAGAGAAGCCCUUCCGCAAACUCAAUCCUUUUGGAAACACUUUCCUCAACAGGUUUAUGUGUGCCCAACUCCCCAACCAGGUCCUGGAGAGCAUCAGCAUCAUCGACACACCGGGCAUCCUGUCAGGUGCCAAACAGAGAGUGAGCCGCGGCUACGACUUCCCAGCCGUCCUGCGCUGGUUUGCCGAGCGCGUGGACCUCAUCAUCCUGCUCUUCGACGCCCACAAGUUGGAAAUUUCCGAUGAGUUCUCAGAGGCCAUCGAUGCCUUGCGUGGACACGAGGACAAGAUCCGCGUGGUACUCAACAAGGCGGACAUGGUGGAGACACAGCAGCUGAUGCGUGUCUACGGAGCACUCAUGUGGGCGCUGGGAAAGGUGGUGGGCACGCCCGAGGUCCUGCGCGUCUACAUCGGCUCCUUCUGGUCCCAGCCGCUCCUUGUGCCAGACAACAGACAUCUCUUCGAGCUGGAGGAACAGGACCUCUUCCGUGACAUCCAAGGUCUACCGCGCCAUGCGGCAUUGCGCAAGCUCAACGACCUAGUGAAGAGGGCGCGUCUAGUGCGGGUGCAUGCUUACAUCAUCAGCUACCUGAAGAAAGAGAUGCCCUCGGUGUUCGGGAAGGAAAACAAGAAGAAGCAGCUGAUCCUCAAGCUGCCUGUCAUCUUCGCCAAGAUCCAGCUAGAGCACCACAUCUCCCCUGGGGAUUUCCCUGACUGCCAGAAGAUGCAGGAGCUGUUGAUGGCACAUGACUUCACUAAGUUCCACUCCUUGAAGCCGAAGCUGCUGGAGGCUCUGGAUGAGAUGCUGACACACGACAUUGCUAAGCUUAUGCCGCUGCUUCGGCAGGAGGAGCUGGAGAGUGUGGAGGUUGGCGUGCAGGGUGGUGCGUUUGAGGGCACCCACAUGGGCCCCUUCGUGGAGCGGGGCCCUGACGAGGCACUGGAGGAUGGCGAGGAGGGCUCAGAAGAUGAUGCCGAAUGGGUGGUGACCAAGGACAAGUCCAAAUACGACGAAAUCUUCUAUAACUUGGCGCCUGCCGAUGGCAAGCUGAGUGGUUCCAAGGCCAAAACCUGGAUGGUAGGCACCAAGCUUCCCAACUCUGUGUUGGGGCGGAUCUGGAAGCUGAGCGAUGUUGACCGAGAUGGCAUGCUGGAUGAUGAGGAGUUCGCCCUGGCCAGCCAUCUCAUCGAGGCCAAGCUCGAGGGCCACGGGCUACCCACCAACCUGCCCCGCCGCCUGGUGCCGCCUUCCAAGCGACGCCAGAAGGGCUCUGCUGAGUGAGACAGCGCGAUUGAUGGUCCUCCCUCCCACUCUGCCCUGCUGUGGCUCCCCAGCUCCAGUUGGCUACACGGCUACACGCAGAUCCCUGCUCUGGCCCACUCACCCUCUCUGCCCACCCUUCCUGGCUGUAAGGACUUGAGGGGGACUACUCCCCCACACCAGAUAUUCAGCCAAAGCACUUAUAGGGGACCAGAGGUAGUGACAAACCUUCUCUGUCCCAUCCUUCACACCUCCACCCUCACAUACACAAGGCCUUUCAUAGAGAAACACACAGACAUCUAUCUAUCAUUCAUAUAGAGACUUUUUUCCCUUUUAUUAUUAUUUUUUAAACAAUGUCUCAGAUAGCCCAGGAUACCCCUGAACUUCCUAUGCAGCUGAGGAUGACCUGGAUAUUUCAUCUUCCUGGUCUAUGCAGUGCUGGGGUGUGAACACAGGGUCUCCUGCAAGCUAGGCAAGCGCUCUGUCAACUGAGGUAUGUCUGCAGCCCCAUCGGAUAUUUAUUGAGCACUUACUGUAUGCCGGGCCCUGGUGGAACAGACUCUCAGGAGUGUGACAUCUUCAUAGUCACACAAAUACUGAUACCAGCAAGACCCCUUGUCCCUUUUUAUAGGUAAGCAGCUCCUUUUACUCAGACAUGCUAGAGCUCCCUACUCUAUUAUGUCUUCAGGUCUUGGGACCAUUGGGGGCUCAGAGGAAGACACCUGACCUCCUCCUUCCUCAUAUGGACCCAUUUCUGUCACUUUCUUCCCACAACAUUGAACCCUGAACACACCCUUUUCACAAAGAUUCUGCAGCAGAUUAAAAACAACUUCCCAGCUCCUUCAAGGAUGGUUUGCAUCCUCUGCCCGGUGCCCCCAUGUGCCCAGUGCUGGGGACCCCAGUAGCGGGUCCCUCUUUCCACCUUCAGGUCCCUACCAAAGACAGAGGCCCCAGGGGUGCCAGGCACUUUACUGAAGGCAGAGUUCUCACGGGUAUUCUGGGGUUGGGAAUUCUUGGUGCUAUAACCUUUCCUCCUCCUUACAGGGACCCCCAUGCCUGCUCUCAACACCCCUGGUGGGGGACAUCAUGGAGAAGAUGGGGGCAGCUGGAAGGGGCUGGGAACCCAAGAGUGACCCCCACAGGGCCAAUAAAGCUAAGACUGCUGCUUGUUUCACUGUCAGGCUAUUU
Messenger RNA from Chionomys nivalis (European snow vole), 2914 nucleotides. RefSeq names its product EH domain containing 2 (gene Ehd2). NCBI's taxonomy places the organism in Eukaryota, Metazoa, Chordata, Mammalia, Rodentia, Cricetidae. Gene Ontology annotation, cellular component: plasma membrane; cytoplasm. Gene Ontology annotation, biological process: endosomal transport; endocytosis. Bases 116 to 1747 code for a protein of 543 amino acids. Gene Ontology annotation, molecular function: calcium ion binding; protein binding; GTP binding. The transcript is spliced from 6 exons. The record is from RefSeq and is a predicted model, not a curated record.